Molecule: messenger RNA, 1819 nt
Organism: Amborella trichopoda
Lineage: Eukaryota; Viridiplantae; Streptophyta; Magnoliopsida; Amborellales; Amborellaceae
Source: RefSeq, a predicted model, not a curated record
GCUUAAGAGAGGCCCCUAUAUUUUAUGAAGAGUGAAGGUUCCUAUAGUAUAAGUAGGGAUGAAAAUUUGAAAAGACAUCCUUUGGCGCAUCCAACAGCAUUGUGAGCUGCCAAAAAGCAAAAGGUGAUAGCCGCCAUCACCACCACCACCACCACCACCACCAUGCUCCUCAAAGAGGUCCCCUUAGUGGCUACAGUUCUACUUACUCACCCUUUUUAUCUCUCUAAAUGUUUCUCACUCUAAAACCAGCAUUCAUAAAUUCAAAGCACCAUUCCACUCCUCUCUCCCCCUUUCUCUCUCCCAGAUAAUUCACUCUUCUCUAUCUCUAUCCAUCUCUCGUUCUUUCUCUGGAGAUUUUGUCGAAAAGAAGAAAACCCAUCUCUUGAAUCCGUUGCUAGUGCUAAAGAAACCAUGAAAGCAGCUUCAAUUGAAGAAGAUAUUGGAAGGAGCCAAGACCUUGAUCACAGAGCUAUCAUGAAUGGUGGUUUUGAAAACCACCAUCUUGGACCGAAAACCAGAGAGACAGAACUCAGACUUGGUUUAUCAGGCUCUGGUCUUGAGACUCUGGAGAAUGAGAAGAAAGAAGAUAGGUGGUUUCUUGGACAAAGCUGUUUUCUUCAAAAUCAGUGGAAUGGUGGAGUCGGGUAUGGUGUGCGUGCAAAGAGGGUUUUCUCAGACGCCAUGAUAGGAGCUCAAGAAGCCAGAGAGGUUUAUGGAAAUGGGUGGAAUCUUGGUUUCAUGGGUGCAGGUGAAGCGGGUAGAAACAUGGUGAUUAAUAACAUCAGGAAACCAACUGGUUUCUCUUUGAAUGAGACUGUGAAAGAUGGAAUCUCUGAUGAAAAACAAAAGGUGCCGUUUGAGAAGAAUCGGAAGGCUGAGGCUCAUUCUCCACCUGAUACAAGGAUUCAUCAUCAUGGCAUGGAUUCGGUAUCUAAGAACUAGGGCAGCACAUUCCACGUUCAAAAAGUUGUACAACAAAUGAACAGUAUGGUACAAUAACUUUACUUUUGCAUGCUCUCUGCCUUCAAUCUUCACAUUCUGCUUGCACCAAAUCAAGCCUUUUUUUUCUUUUGAUUCUUAUACUCUGCUUUUGUGCAAGAGAGCGAGAUUUUUUUUACCGUGGAUUUUCCAAAUAGAAGGGUGCAUGGGCUUGGGUAUAGGAGAGAGAAGGAGGGAGAGGGUCUGAGUGUUUUUAUAUGUUUAUAUGAGAGGAGAGAGACCAGUAAAGAGUAGAGAGGGAGAGAGGGUGUGUUUCUGCAUGUAUGUGGGGAGAGACGAGGAGAGACAGAUGAUGAGCAGAGAGCAGUGUUUGCAAACUCGGCCCGUCCAACUCGGAGCCGGCCCUGUCAAACCCGAUUUGGGCAUGGGCCUAUCCAAUUUUGAUGGUCUAGCCAAGUAUUUAAAAAAAUUCAAAAAAAUAAAAUAUAAAAGUUCGAAACCUAAGGGAUUCAUUUGUAAUAUGUUUUUAUGGUUCCGAAAAAGAUGAGGUGUGUUGCCCUGAUACGAAUUCUUACAUUUUCUCAUCUUUUUAGAAAAUUUUGAAGAUAUCACUGGCACAAAUACUCUUUUAGAAUCCAUUUUUUUUGGACUACUUUUCAAUUUUAUUUUGAUGCGCUUUGUUUGAUCAUGCUUUAAAUAUAUUUUAUAUUUUUUUAACAGACUGGGAUUUGCUCAAUUAGGCCUGUGAACUGGCCGGUUUACCGGAAACUCGGACUUGGCCCUUAGCCGGCCGUUUGAUUUUUCGAAUACUGGUAGAGAGAGAGAGAGAGAAAUAAAUAGGGGAGAGACAGUGAUGAUGAGUAGAGAGAGAGUGAGAGAG